AUGCAGGAGGCAGUACAAUCUCCCAUAUCUGAAAAUCUAUUAAAAUUGCCAUUUCCAAGGAAAUGCUCUCUACCGACGUUCACAUCUCCGUUCACUGGAACAGGAGAUGCAAUCGAGCAUCUUAGGACUUAUCGCAUGACGCUAACCCAAUGGGAUCACUAUGAUGUAGCAUUGUGUAAGUUUUUUCCUGCAAAUCUAAUAGACGAAGCGCCAAUGUGGUUUAACAACCUGCUUAAAGGCUCAUUUGUAUCAUUUGCUCACCUAUCUGAGCUGCUCUUAGAAACAUACAUUCAUAAUAGCAGAGUACGACCCGAAGUUGACGCGCUGUUCCAGAUAUCUCGAGGACCAAAUGAGUCACUCCGCUCCCUGGUAACACGAUGGAGAAAACUAUGUGCUGAGAUCGGAAAAGUACCCGAAGCUUACGCGAUCUUAGACUUUAAAAAUAGUCUUAGAAAGACAGACCCUAUAUUUUUCCGCAUGUAUAAAACCAUGCCAAAGAAUUUUGGAAAAUUAAGAGAAAUCCAAGAGGAUUAUGUAGCCUUGGAAGAAAUCCAAGACGGAACUUACGACAAGAUGGUAAAAGGAACUAGUAGAGGAGCAAAUGUGGUAGAACCACAGAAUCCCCAAAUACCGGCCCAAGGAGCAGGGCGAUCCAACAACGGGUCAACCUAG
This is a messenger RNA of Papaver somniferum (opium poppy), 672 nucleotides long. RefSeq lists its product as uncharacterized. The transcript has a single exon. The coding region runs from base 1 to 672 and encodes 223 amino acids. The record is from RefSeq and is a predicted model, not a curated record. NCBI's taxonomy places the organism in Eukaryota, Viridiplantae, Streptophyta, Magnoliopsida, Ranunculales, Papaveraceae.